Messenger RNA from Monosiga brevicollis MX1, 2661 nucleotides. RefSeq lists its product as uncharacterized. Gene Ontology annotation, biological process: signal transduction. The record is from RefSeq and is a predicted model, not a curated record. Lineage: Eukaryota; Choanoflagellata; Craspedida; Salpingoecidae. Gene Ontology annotation, molecular function: GTPase activator activity. The transcript is spliced from 14 exons. Bases 1453 to 2661 code for a protein of 402 amino acids.
GCGACGGCAAACGGCAGUGGCAGCGGCAGUGGCCAUUGUGGUCGUGGCGGCGGCGGCGUCAGUAGGGGGAAGUGAGGCACUUUUCAUUUUCUUGUGAUAUUUUCGAGGUGGUCUUAGAGCCCAUAGGGUACGGGGUUGAGUUGAGGUGGUCAGGGCAGUCUUUCUCCGGAACGCGCUCCGUUGGCGCAGCAACGCCGAGAUGGAGGAGAUUGAUCUCAAAGCCUACAUCAAGGAUCAUCCACGCUUCUUGCGAUCGCUGACGCAACAUGAAAGCCAAGUGCAGCCGUACGACGCCUGGCUCGAUUCGCUAGCGACAAGCUGUGCAGAUGCUCAUGCGGCCUGGAAGACCUACCAGCAAUCCAUGGAGGCUGUUUGUGAUUUGAUCAACAACAUGCCACAGCCGGCGGCCUCCAUAACGGCCCGCGAACAGCUCCUGGAUGAAGCCCCAGAAGCCUACACCAGCAUUCUCAAAAUGGGAUUGAAUGUACAGGAUGUGGCUGCCUCAGGAUUGCGAGACAUGCAGCGCAAUAUUGGUCGCUUCCGAUCCUCCUGCCUGGCUCAGAUCCAGCGUUUGAGCACGGAAACGCAGGAAACUCGUCAACGCCUCGAAUCAGCGGAGGAUACGCAUGCCAAUACUUACAAGCCCAAGGAAGACGAGGAGGAGAUGGAGAAGCGCGAGAAUGAGCUGACAUACCUUGGUAAAGCUGCACUAGCCAGUAGCGUGGCCCAUGCCACUGGUCUCAACAGCCUGGUGCAAAUGCGUCGCAUCUUUUUGGCCGAUGAGUUAGAUCGCCUUGUGGAAGGGUACCAAGACUAUUGGGACAAGUGUCAUUACCAUCGUGACGCGGUGGCCUCACAAUUGGAGCAGCUCAGCGAAGGCAUUGCUUCCAUGCACGAAAGCGUCAAAGCCAAGGACGCCUUGCGGCCCCUCAUUGCCAAGCAGCUUCACAACUCUAUCUACGGGCCUCAGAAUGCAGAUGAGGUUACCAGUGGUGUUCACGGUGGCUAUUUGUUCGUGUUUGGCAAAGAUCUCGGUGUCAAAAGUAGUUCCAAGUGGAUCCGCGUCUGGGCAAAAUUCUCGCCCAGCACCCGCAGCCUCACACUUUUUGACCCAAACACACUCGACGAGUUGAAACAUGUUGCCGUCCGAACUUGCGUGCAAGAGGCCAGCGACGAGAUCAAGCGUCACAACUGUCUUCGUAUUGUCUGUGCUAGCGAGGAGGACAACAUUCUCAUUCAAACGCCAACACCGCAAGCACGAACUAAAUGGGCGCUUGUACUGGGUGGUGCUUCUCCCGUCAAGACUGUUCGCAUUCGUCGAGGCACCCGCGCCAAGAAGUUGGGCUGACCCCGCCCCUCGGAUGUGCAUCUUUAACGUGUCAAUCUGGCCCCUGCUGAAGCCUGUCCCUCCUCUAAUCUCCCCCAAAUGACGCGUUACAUAGGGACAAGUCCAUGCUCGACCCAGAAGCAGUUGCCUUCUUGCAGCGAGCCAUCCGUGUCCUAGAGAUCAAAGGUCUCGCUGAAGAAGGCCUGUAUCGUGAGCCGGGCGAUGCAAAUGUCGUGCGCGCCUUGGUGGCUAUGAUUAAGAAAAAGGAUGUUGCCAAACAGAAAACAGCUUUGGAAAAAGCCGACCACAAGGAUCUUUGCUCAGCCAUUAAGCAAAUCUGCAAGGAUAUGCAACCACCCAUCAUUGACAACCCAACUGUCAAGAAGCUGUUGCGCACCAUUGAUUCGCCCGAGCCUUCGCGAAUGACCGAAACCAAGGCCAUUUUGGCUCACUUGCCAACAGAUAACCGUGCCGUUUUACAAGUGUUGUUAACCCAUUUUCAUCGCGUGCAUUUACGAAGUGCCCAAAACCGCAUGUCUGCGGCAGCACUGUCCAUCUCACUGGCACCCAGCCUCCUGCCUGAAAAUGACCCGACAUUCCUUGCCUUGCAACACGAAAAGUUUGCUGCUGUCGGAGAGUAUCUCAUCAAACACGUGGGUUCGCUGUUCAACACGGUGGUUGUUGAUCUGAACGAGCCCACGGCAAACGGCAUGCCUGCCGCAGCCACCAUUGCACCGCCAGUUGAACCCAGACCCACGUCAACAACCCAAACCCCUGUGUCAGAUCCCGGUGACCACAUGUACGAGGCCCCCCUCGAACGCGUCGCAACACGCGGCGAUCAUCAGGCGCAUCGCCCUCUGGUGCAGGAGCUCCUGUACGAUGACGAUCCACUGCAGGACAUGACAUCACAGGCUGCGCCUUUGGCCGAAGCUGUGAAUGAUCUCAGCUUGGAAGAUGGGGCAUAUGGUCGAGUACAGUCACUCGCACCGCUGCGAACAAACUCCCGGUCGCGAGCUUCCAUGCGCAAACGCAUCGUCUCCAUGGUGGAGGCAGACUUUACAUAUCGCGGUGACUCCGUGCGCCUGCUAGAUGAUAUGCCAUUGCCUGACUUACCCGAGCCGAGUGCCAACUCUUCUGAGCCAGGUUCCACGGCAUCGGAUCCAAACACGCCCACGCCAUCAAUGUCUUUCAGCCCCCGACGCCUGAGCUUGGAGCCGGGCAAUGCCAGUCUGGUGCUCGCUAGCUUGGAUGAAGCAGACGAAUUCGAGGGCUUCGGGGUGAUAGACGACUACGAUCGGUUGCCACCCGCUCGAAACCAACAAAGUCGCGCUUAG